AUGGCGCCGCCUAACGAGUCGAAGCUCACGCCCAAGGUCGCGGCCACGGACGCCGCCGCGCCCAAGCUCACCACCACCGGCACCACGGCGGCAGCCAAGGCCGGCACAUCGUCGUCGUCCGGGUCGCCGUGCCUCUUCUCGCUGCGGGACGGCGAGCUGACCGUCGGCGUCGGUGCCGGCAAGACGGCCGCGCUCCUCACUGGCGUCCCGGGGAACGUCACCCUCACCCCGUUCGCGGAGGCCUUCGACCCCACCAAGGCGUCAUCGGACGCGCCGCGGGAUCUGGCAUGUCAGGCCGCCGCGAACGCGAGCCGGGGCGCGUUCCUGGGCUUCACGUUCCCCGUGGCGGCGAGCCGCGCGCCGUGCCGCGUGGGGCGCCUGCCCGGCCCGCGGCGGUUCCUGAGCGUGUUCCGGUUCAAGACGUGGUGGAGCACGGCGUGGGCGGGGCGGCGCGGCCGGGACCUGCAGAUGGAGACGCAGGAGCUUCCGGUCGGCCAUCUUCCUGGGGAGGACGACGGCGUCGUCAUCUGCGCCGAGAGCGGGUCUGCCGCUGUGAUAGGCACCGACUUCCGCCGCAUCGCCUACGUGCACGCCGGCGACGACCCCUAUAGAGUCAUGCAGGAGGCCUACCUCGCCGCCAGGGUGCACCUCGGCACGUUCAGGCUGAUCCAGGAGAAGGCGUUGCCGCCGAUGGCGGACCGGUUCGGGUGGUGCACGUGGGACGCCUUCUACCUCACCGUCGACCCGGUGGGGGUCUGGCAGGGCGUGUCGGAGUUCGCCGACGCCGGCGUGCCCCCGCGGUUCCUCAUCAUCGACGACGGCUGGCAGAGCGUGAACCGCGACGACGACCCGCCACACGAGGACGCGCCGGGACUCGUGCUCGGCGGCGACCAGAUGACCGCGCGCCUCUACCGCUUCGACGAGUGCGCGCGCUUCCGCGGGUACAGGGAGGGCGCCCUGAUCAACCGUCCGCCGGAGCUGUUCUACGAUAAGAGCAUGUCCAAGGCCGUCGUGCGCAAGGCCGCGGAGAUCGAGAACGCCGGGAAGGCGAAGAAGAAGGCGGCGCAGGGUGGCGCCACCGACCUCUCGAGGUUUGACGCCAAGAUCGCACAGAUGCGGCGAGAGGUCGACCAGCUGCUCGUGCAGAGGGACGCCAUGCUGGCGAAGCUCGGCGACGACGACGGGAGCGCCGGCGAUGGCGAGGUGGGGCUGAAGGCGUUCCUGAAGGACAUGAGGCGCAGGUUCCCGGGGCUGGACGACGUGUACGUGUGGCAGGCGCUGUGCGGCGGGUGGGGCGGGGUGCGCCCGGGUGCGACGCACCUGGACGCGCGCGUCGUGCCGGCGCGGCCGUUGCCGGGGCUGGCCGGCACAAUGGAGGACCUCGCCGUGGACCGCAUCAUCGAGGGCGGGAUCGGGCUGGUGCGCCCCGACCAGGCGGGCGACCUCUACGAGUCCAUGCACUCGUACCUCGCCGGCGCGGGCGUCACCGGCGUCAAAGUCGACGUCGUGCACACGCUGGAGUACGUAUGCGAGGAGCACGGCGGGCGCGUGGAGCUCGCCAAGGCUUACUACGACGGCCUCUCCAAGUCCGUCGCGAAGAACUUCGCCGGCACGGGCAUCAUCGCCAGCAUGCAGCAGUGCAACGACUUCUUCUUCCUGGGCACGCGGACGGUGGCCAUGGGCCGCGCCGGCGACGACUUCUGGUUCGAGGACCCCAACGGCGACCCCAUGGGCGUGUUCUGGCUGCAGGGCGCGCACAUGGUGAACUGCGCCUACAACAGCCUGUGGAUGGGGCAGUUCAUCCGCCCGGACUGGGACAUGUUCCAGUCCGACCACGCCUGCGCCGCCUUCCACGCCGCGUCCCGGGCCAUCUGCGGCGGCCCCGUUUACGUCAGCGACUCCCUCGGCGGCCACGGCUUCGCCGUGCUCAGGAGGCUCGUCUUCCCCGAUGGCACCGUGCCCAGGUGCCUGCACUAUGCUCUGCCCACCAGAGACUGCCUCUUCAAAAAUCCGCUCUUUGAUCAGCAGACGGUCCUUAAGAUUUGGAACCUGAACAAGUUUGGAGGGGUCAUUGGGGCAUUCAACUGCCAGGGAGCAGGGUGGGACCCCGUGGAGCACCGCUUCCGAGGCUACUCGCACUGCUACAAGCCGGUCUCCGGUGAUGUCCGGCCUGCCGACGUUGAGUGGAGCUAUCGGGAAGACACAUCCGCCAUGGCGAAAGCUGCAUCAUACGCAGUCUACCGAUGCCAAACCGAGGAGCUCCUCCUGAUGACACAAGAUUCAGAACCCAUCCAGUUCACCCUCCAGCCAUCGUCCUUUGAGCUCUUCACAUUUGCUCCGGUCACAACCAUCGGCGGUGUUGGUGCCAACAAAGCGUGCUUCGCGCCAAUUGGGCUGGUUGACUUGCUGAACUGUGGCGGCGCCAUUAUUGAUGUUCAGCACGGCAGUGGAGACGAGGUGAGGAUGAAGGUGAAGGGGGGAGGACGGCUACUGGUGUACUCUGACGUGGAACCCAAGAAGGGCCUGGUGGAUGGCUGUGAGGCUGAAUUUGAAUGGGGAAAUGGCGGGAAGCUGAUGGUCGAUGUGACGUGGAAGCAGGAGAAGGAUGGUGUCUCUGAUGUGGUCUUCGGUUUCUAG
Messenger RNA from Miscanthus lutarioriparius, 2637 nucleotides. The record is from the annotation of a GenBank genome assembly. Lineage: Eukaryota; Viridiplantae; Streptophyta; Magnoliopsida; Poales; Poaceae.